This is a messenger RNA of Aspergillus mulundensis, 2508 nucleotides long. Its product is annotated as mRNA splicing protein SYF1. The coding region runs from base 1 to 2508 and encodes 835 amino acids. Gene Ontology annotation, biological process: mRNA splicing, via spliceosome; generation of catalytic spliceosome for first transesterification step. NCBI's taxonomy places the organism in Eukaryota, Fungi, Ascomycota, Eurotiomycetes, Eurotiales, Aspergillaceae. Gene Ontology annotation, molecular function: protein binding. The transcript has 5 exons. The record is from RefSeq and is a predicted model, not a curated record. Gene Ontology annotation, cellular component: U2-type catalytic step 2 spliceosome; Prp19 complex; post-mRNA release spliceosomal complex.
AUGGAUCGAUCGUCGGCCUCGCGGCCUGACCUAUACUUGAUUGCCGAUAACGAUAGCGUGUACGAGCAGGAUCUCCUACGGAACCCCGGCAGCAUCAAGCCAUGGCUUGCGUACAUCGAAUACAAACAGCAGAAUGGGACGCUUUAUGAGCAGGCUUUCGUUAUGGAGCGUGCUUGUAAACAGCUCCCAAGGUCUUACAAGCUGUGGAAGAUGUACUUGGAAUUCCGGACAAAGCAUCUCAAGAACCGCAAUGCGACAAAGUACCGGGCUGAGUUCCAGAAAGUCAACGCGCUCUUCGAGCGUGCCCUAAUCCUGCUCAACAAGAUGCCCCGGAUUUGGGAGAUAUACCUCUCUUUCAUGCUUCAACAGCCGCUUGUCACCCAGACCCGGAGGACGUUUGACCGAGCUCUACGAGCACUACCGGUAACUCAGCACAACCGGAUCUGGAGACUCUACAAGACUUUUGCGCGCUCUGCUUCUGGUCAGACUGCUGUCAAGAUCUGGGCCCGCUACAUGCAAAUCCACCCGGAGAAUGCCGAGGAGUACAUUGGCUUACUCGUGGAGAUGGGCCAAUAUACUGAUGCCGUGAAGCGAUAUAUGGAUGUUCUCGAUAACCCCCGAUUCCAAUCUCGAGAUGGAAAGAGCAACUUUCAGUUGUGGACUGAGAUGGUUGAUUUGCUGGUUUCAAAGGCGAAGAAAAUUGAAACUGGUCCUCAGUCUGGAAUUGAUGUGGAUGCGAUCCUUCGCAGCGGCAUUGAUCGAUUCGCUGACCAAAGAGGCAAACUGUGGGCUGGACUUGCAACGUACUGGAUCACCAAAGGCAACUUUGAGAAGGCGCGCGAUGUCUUCGAGGAGGGUAUCACGACAGUUAUGACGGUCCGUGAUUUCACUCUUAUCUUCGAUUCUUACGUCGAAUUCGAAGAAUCCAUCAUAGGCAACUUGAUGGAUGCUGCAGCUGUCCGAACAGAUAACGGAAAGGCUGACGAAGAGGCCGAUUUCGAUCUUGAUUUGCGGAUGCUCAGAUUCGAGCAACUCAUGGACCGGCGUCCGUUCCUUGUCAAUGACGUACUGCUCAGGCAGAACCCCAACAAUGUCAUCGAAUGGGAGAAGAGGGUGGCUCUUUGGGGCGAUAACAAUGUCGAGAUUGUCCAGACAUAUACUGCCGCGAUAGCCGCCAUCAACCCCAAGAAGGCUGUCGGCAAGUUCUCUGAGCUCUGGGUAAACUACGCUAAAUUCUACGAGCGUGGAGGAGAUCUAGAUUCUGCACGUGUCAUCUUUGAGAAGGCCGUGAAAGUUCCAUUCAAGUCAGUUGCCGAACUCGCCGAAACAUGGUGCGAAUGGGCAGAGAUGGAGCUGCGCAGUGAGAAUUUCGAUAAAGCUGUUGAGAUCAUGGCCAAAGCGACGCAAGCCCCGAAGAAAUCCACUGUCGACUACUUUGAUGAGACGUUGUCUCCUCAGCAACGCGUUCACAAGAGUUGGAAGUUAUGGAGUUUCUACGUCGAUUUGGUGGAGAGUGUCUCAUCAAUCGAGGAGACUAAAAAGGUAUAUGAAAGGAUCUUUGAGCUGCGCAUCGCCACUCCGCAGACCGUUGUCAACUAUGCCAAUCUUCUAGAGGAGCACAAGUACUUCGAAGAAUCGUUCAAGGUAUACGAGCGAGGCCUGGACCUCUUCACCUACCCGGUUGCUUUUGAACUUUGGAACUUGUAUUUGACCAAAGCUGUUGACCGGAAGAUUGGUAUUGAACGUCUGCGGGAUCUGUUCGAGCAGGCUCUUGACGGCUGCCCUCCGAAGUUCGCCAAACCCCUCUACCUUAUGUACGGUAACUUGGAGGAGGAGCGAGGUUUGGCCAGGCACGCAAUGCGUAUCUACGAGCGCGCAACUCGGGCAGUCUCCGACGAAGACCGGUUCGAGAUGUUCGAGUUCUACAUCACUAAGUCGGCCUCAAACUUCGGCUUACCCUCUACGCGCCCGAUUUACGAGCGUGGUAUCGCCGCUUUGCCCGAUCAAGAGGCCAAAGAGAUGUGCCUCAAGUUUGCCGAGAUGGAAAGAAGGCUCGGCGAAAUCGACCGUGCUCGUGCCAUUUACGGUCACGCAUCCCAGUUUUGUGAUCCCCGCACUAAUGCUCCAUUCUGGCAGAAAUGGGAAGCAUUUGAAGUCCAGCACGGAAACGAAGAUACCUUCAAGGAAAUGCUUCGUAUCAAGCGAAGUGUUCAAGCUCAAUACAACACGGACGUCAGCUUCAUCGCCUCUCAGGCUAUCGCCCGUGGCCAGCAACAGGCCCCUGAAGGCAACGAAGGCGCAGCUGAAGCAGGGGGAGAAAUGGACACCGAGACCGCGGAUGCCAUGGCUGCCUUGGAACGACAAGCACGUGCGCCUAUCGGCUUCGUCGCGGCCAGCACCGGGCCUGAAGGCGGCAAUCGCCCUCCCCCUGCGGGUCAAGCCCCUGUGGCUGCCGCGCCAGCGAACCCCGACGCCAUUGACCUCGACGAUGAAAUGGACGCUGACUAG